Messenger RNA from Monomorium pharaonis (pharaoh ant), 964 nucleotides. Its product is annotated as ATP synthase subunit b. Bases 89 to 832 code for a protein of 247 amino acids. The transcript is spliced from 5 exons. Lineage: Eukaryota; Metazoa; Arthropoda; Insecta; Hymenoptera; Formicidae. The record is from RefSeq and is a predicted model, not a curated record.
CCGACUACGAUGGUCAUGAAGGAAAACUGCAUGGAUAAAUUCAACCGUGCGCCAUGAACGUAAUCACUACCGCCUCUUACGACACGUCAUGCUGAUGUUUGCAAUAUCUGAUUGUGGACGAAUUCGUAAAGUCCCGAUUAGUUCGAAUCAAAGAGACACGCGUCAUGCUGAAGGUGCGAACUGUCGUGGCGUUUUACUUAAUACUUUACAGAAGAAAACUAUCGAAAAAACAAGCAACAUCGCACAAAAGGCAGCGCAGGAAGCGAAGGCUGCAUCCGAGGCACAAAAUAUUGCUGGUCAGCAAGCAGCGCGUCAAGUGAAGGCUCAACUGGCGGAGAAGGCGAUUCAAGCUGCAAAAGCCGCGGAGGCAGCCUUAUCGGGUAAGGAAGCGAUUGUCGAGCAACUGCGAGAGGAAGUAAAGGAGGCAAACUCGGUGGUUCAAGAAGAAACAUCUUCCUUGCAACAGGCACAGAUCAACGUCAAAGCCGCUGUCCAAGCGGCGCGACAGUCACAAGAUCAGCUGAAGACGUUGGCAAAUGCAGUACGUACAGCCAAAUCGAAUGCGGUGAACGCACAGGCAGCUGCUAGCGGGGCGCAGAGAUCGCUGCGAGAAAAAGAAGAAUUGCUGGAAGCAGCCAAGAUGCGAGUGGACGAAUUAUCGAAUCAAUUGCAAAGUGCCCGGCAGGAUCUCGCAAACACGAAUCGUGAAGCAGCCAAAGCCAGCGCUGCUGCGCACGAGGCGAAGGCAAAUGCCGCUAGAAAUAAAAGAAGAUUAGCGCAUCUCAGAAAAAUGCGUGCGACACGUCCAAAUGUAGCGCGAGCUUCUUUUUGAGGCACGUGCACCACAUCUCGCACAUCGAGAUCUGUUAAAUUAUCAUUUGCUGGCGACAUUGAAGGAAAAGUUAGAUUUAUUCUUUUUACUUGAAUUUCUUGCACAGUUCAUCUUUCUUCUUUUUCUCUUCAA